Molecule: messenger RNA, 2170 nt
Organism: Quercus robur (English oak)
Lineage: Eukaryota; Viridiplantae; Streptophyta; Magnoliopsida; Fagales; Fagaceae
Product: 4-coumarate--CoA ligase 2-like
Exons: 6
Coding region: 238-1965 (575 amino acids)
Molecular function (GO): 4-coumarate-CoA ligase activity
Source: RefSeq, a predicted model, not a curated record
CCCAACUCCCCCAACUUCCCACACACACACACUCACUAUUGGUUCCUACCAACCUCUUCUUUUCCAACUUCAUUUCUUGUGGUAUUUAUUACUUUCACAUCUCAACUUUCUCUCACCCUCUAACCCCCCCUCCUCUUUCUCUUGAAUACAUAUCAAACACACACACAAAAAAAACCAACCCCUUGCUACAGAAAUUGAAAAGCAACAAACACAAACGAAAACACUCAUUCAAACACCAUGAUUUCUGUUGCUUCAUCUAUUGAGCCCCAAACCCAAGAAACACUCUCUCCUAAAAUCUCUUCCACACCAAAUCAACCUUUGGAUAAAACUACAACACCACCUUGUGUGUUCAAAUCAAAAUUACCAGAAAUACCUAUCUCCAGUCACCUACCACUCCACACCUACUGUUUCGAGCACCUCUCACAAUUCUCUGAUAGACCAUGUCUCAUCAUUGGUUCCACCGGAAAAACCUACUCUUUCGCCGAAACUCAUCUCAUUUCACUCAAAGUGGCAGCUGGGUUAUCCAAUCUUGGCAUCAAGAAAGGAGAUUGCAUCAUGAUUCUUCUCCAAAACUGCGCUGAAUUCGUCUUCUCCUUCAUUGGAGCUUCCAUGCUCGGUGCAGUCUCUACCACCGCGAACCCGUUCUAUACCUCCGCUGAAGUUUUCAAGCAAAUCACUGCUUCACGUGCUAAACUGAUCAUAACCCAGUCACAAUACGUAGACAAGCUUCGAGACCACGGUGAUCAGAAUUAUCCAAAACUCGGGGAUGAUUUUGUGGUGAUCACAGUGGAUGAUCCACCGGAGAAUUGUUUGCAUUUCUCUGUGGUUUCUGAGGCAAACGAGAACGAAAUUCCAAAAGUUGAAAUCAACCCAGAUGAGCCAGUGGCUCUACCUUUCUCUUCUGGAACCACAGGGCUUCCAAAAGGAGUAGUUUUGACUCAUAAAAGCCUGAUAACAAGUGUGGCUCAGCAAGUUGAUGGAGACAAUCCAAACCUGUACUUGAAACCAGAAGACGUGGUGCUAUGUGUGCUUCCAUUGUUUCAUAUAUUUUCACUGAACAGUGUGCUUCUGUGCUCGCUCAGAACUGGGUCAGCGGUGCUGUUAAUGCAGAAGUUUGAGAUAGGGACUUUGUUGGAGCUGAUACAGAGGCAUAAGGUGUCGAUAGCAGCAGUGGUGCCGCCGCUAGUGCUGGCGUUGGCAAAGAAUCCGAUGGUGGAGAAGUUCGACCUCAGCUCCAUUAGGGUGGUGCUUUCUGGGGCGGCGCCGCUCGGAAAGGAGCUCGUAGAGGCUCUCCAGAGUAGGAUUCCUCAGGCGAUUUUAGGCCAGGGUUAUGGGAUGACAGAGGCUGGGCCUGUGUUAUCGAUGUGCCUAGCAUUUGCAAAGCAGCCAUUUCCAACCAAGUCAGGCUCAUGUGGUACAGUGGUUAGGAAUGCAGAGCUCAAAGUCAUUGACCCAGAAACUGGUUGCUCACUUGGGUACAAUCAACCUGGCGAGAUUUGCAUUCGUGGAUUUCAGAUUAUGAAAGGAUAUUUGAAUGAUGCCCAGGCCACAGCCACCACCAUAGAUGUUGAGGGUUGGCUUCACACAGGUGACAUAGGUUAUGUAGAUGAUGAUGAGGAGGUUUACAUUAUUGACAGAGUGAAGGAACUCAUCAAAUUCAAAGGCUUCCAGGUGCCGCCAGCUGAGCUUGAGGCUCUUCUUGUAAGCCACCAAUCAAUUGCUGAUGCAGCUGUUGUCCCGCAAAAAGAUGAUGCUGCUGGUGAAGUUCCGGUUGCAUUCGUGGUGAAAUCAAAUGGCAAUGAACUUACUGAAGAGGCUGUGAAGGAAUUCAUAGCAAAACAGGUGGUAUUUUACAAGAGGCUACACAAGGUGUACUUUGUUCAUGCAAUUCCAAAGUCUCCCUCUGGAAAGAUUUUAAGAAAAGAUCUCAGAGCUAAGUUGGCUACAGCUUCCCCUAUGCCUUAGAAUUCUCUAAAUUCUGGUUUUAUCUUUCCUCAGCCAUUAUAAGUCAUCUAUCUUAGCUUUCAUGGAACAGAGCAGAUCAAAGAAACCAUUGCACAAAGUCAUCAGUCUUCUCAAGCGAUCUCCUCUCCUUCAACUUUGUAAUUUUGAUGUGUAGUCACUACAUUGUUUUUUAUAAUAAGAGUGAUCUAGAAAAUUCUUUUGGUUA